This is a messenger RNA of Pipra filicauda (Wire-tailed manakin), 605 nucleotides long. RefSeq names its product peptide YY-like. Gene Ontology annotation, molecular function: neuropeptide Y receptor binding; neuropeptide hormone activity. Bases 24 to 362 code for a protein of 112 amino acids. Lineage: Eukaryota; Metazoa; Chordata; Aves; Passeriformes; Pipridae. The record is from RefSeq and is a predicted model, not a curated record. The transcript is spliced from 3 exons. Gene Ontology annotation, biological process: feeding behavior; neuropeptide signaling pathway. Gene Ontology annotation, cellular component: extracellular region.
AGGUGACAGGGUACGCGGGGACGAUGGAGGUGACCCACACGAAGCCGCAGCCCCCCCUCGCUCCCGUGUCCCCGCAGAUGGUGCUAUCCCCGCGGCCGUGGCACGCGCUGGUGGCCGUGUCGCUCUGCGCCCUGCUGUGCUUGGCUGCGCUGACGGCCGCGUACCCCGCCAAGCCCGAGAGCCCCGGGGACGACGCGUCCCCCGAGGAGAUGGCCCGGUACUUCUCGGCCCUUCGCCACUACAUCAACCUGGUCACGCGGCAGAGGUACGGCAAACGCGCCAGCCCCGACGCCGCGGUGACGGAACUGCUCCUGGGGGCCGGCAGUGACAGGUCAAGGUACGACGACGACUCCGCAUGGUGACGGCACCCCCCUCCAGUCCCUCUGUCCCCCAAACCCUCCCUAUCUCUCCACGUCUCCCCAGGGGACCCAGGGCCAGUGCGGGACCCCCCUCUGGAGGGUCGGGAACCCCCAGAUCCCGGCCCAGGGGCGUCCCGCUGUCGGGGGGGGCCCCGACCCCAUCCCCUCCCCACCGCUGUUGGGGGGGUCCCGCGUGGUCCCUGCACGCCCCCGCAGCGGCAAUAAAGACACGAUCGUGGGCACUGC